AUGGCUUCCAGGACCCAAACAGCGGCCAAAAUUCCAGUAGUAGAUUUCUCCCAAGAGGACUGCUGGAAGUCAGGGACAAAUUCUUGGCUCUCAGUAAGCAGAGACAUUUGUAAUGCUCUCGAAGAGUUUGGCUGUUUCCUGGCAGUCCUUCCCAACAAAGUUUCUCGGGAGCUUAAUGACACCAUGUUUGGGACAUUCAACGAGUUGUUUGAUUUCCCCGACGAAAUUAAAGCACAACUUCCUCAGGAAAAACCUCUAGUUGAGGGUUACGCAAGGCUGCCUACCCGGGAAUACAUGUCAUUUCAUUCAAGUACUGAAAAAAUCAAGAACGUCACACGUCAACUUUGGCCGGAAGGAAAUGACCAGUUUCGUGAGAGUGCUGAUCUGUAUUCAAAAGUGAUGACAGAAUUAAAUCAAGUUGUGACGAAAAUGAUAUUUGAAAACUACAAGGUAGAGAAAUACCACAAUGAUCACAUUCAAUCGACCAUACCCAUUACCUUACUUCUAAAAGAUGAUGAACCCAAGACAGAUGAAACUGAAACUGGUGAACCCAAUCAUACAGACAAGUGUUUUACUGGCAUGCUCCAUCAAGAUGCGUAUGGUUUUGAGAUACGCUCAAAAGAUAACGAGUGGAUUGUUUAUGAUCCUCUGCCUUCAUCGUUAUUAUUCCUAGCUGGUGAUGGACUUCAGGUUUGGAGUAAUGAUAGAAUAAAAUCUUGUAUGCAUAGAGUCGUUUUGAAGGAAAAUAAGGUAAGAUACUCAUUCGGACAAUUCUUUUGGAACAAAGGAGAGAUAUAUGUACCAAAUGAGCUUACGGACAAGGACCACCCCAUGCAGUAUAAGCCAAUAGAUCUAGUGGAAUAUUUUCAAUAUUAUUAUGAAAAUAUGUCCACCGUGGGAUUUGAUUUUUCGGUCAAGGAAUAUUGUGGGGUUUGAUUUUGUUGGUCCAAGGUACAAGGUAGGGUUUCUUCUCACCAAAU
This is a messenger RNA of Pyrus x bretschneideri (Chinese white pear), 980 nucleotides long. RefSeq names its product probable 2-oxoglutarate-dependent dioxygenase AOP1. NCBI's taxonomy places the organism in Eukaryota, Viridiplantae, Streptophyta, Magnoliopsida, Rosales, Rosaceae. Bases 1 to 936 code for a protein of 311 amino acids. Gene Ontology annotation, molecular function: dioxygenase activity. The transcript is spliced from 3 exons. The record is from RefSeq and is a predicted model, not a curated record.